UCGCUGACGUCCACAUCGUUGUGUGAACUUCUGGAUCGAACUCUUGAGUUUGACGUCUUUUCAAAGUGAAACAUGUCGGACCAGCUGCUGCGGUGGAUCCUGGACCAGUUACACCACGUGUUCGGACUGGAGGCGUGUGACGACAUCGUCCAAUACAUCCUCUCCAUUGAAUCGGCUGAGGAGAUUGAGGAGUAUGUGGGAGACCUCCUCCAGGGCACGGAUGGGGACAAAAGGAUGUUUAUAGACGAGCUCCUCUGCAGAUGGAGGAGGACUCAAAGAUAUGCAGCAGAUCCUGGGAGUCUUUAUCUUCCUGCGGAAUCUUUCUCAUCAGAUUCACUAGACCCGACCAGAGAUUCCCAGAAGAAGUCUAAACGUAAAGGCCGUAACAAACAGGAAGUGAUGACUGCGAGCCCAUCGGAGCCUGAGCCCGAAACUGUCAAAACCCCCAUCGAUCUGAUGAGGGCUCAAGAAAGCAGCAGCACCUCUUCAACAAAGAAGAAAAAUAAGUAUGUCAAUCUCUAUGCUAAAGACGGACAGGACAGGCUCGAAGUCUUACUCCCUGGUCGACAUGCUUGUGAUUGCCUUGCUCAAAAGCAUCCGCUCAUCAACAACUGCAUCAGCUGCGGUCGCAUCGCGUGUCAGCAAGAGGGCUCGGGACCCUGCCUCUUCUGUGGAAGCUUGGUCUGCACCAGAGAGGAGCAGGAGAUUCUGCAGCGAGACUCCAACAAAAGCCAGAAGCUGAGAAAGAAGCUGAUGGGAGACGUUGGAGAAAGAGAUUAUCUUCCACACCAAGAGGCCAAGAUGAAGGCCGGUCUGGAGAAGGCUGUUCAGCACAAAGACAAACUGCUGGACUAUGACAAGAACAGUGUCCGGAGAACACAAGUCCUGGACGAUGAGUCGGAUUACUUUGCGACCGAAUCCAAUCAGUGGUUGUCGCCCGGCGAGCGUGACAAGCUGAGGAGGAAGGAGGAGGAGCUUAGAGAAAUGCGCCACGCCUCUCGCAAGGACAGGAAGAUCACACUGGACUUUGCUGGUAGACAAGUGGUUGAUGAAGGAAACAACCUCAACGAGUACUACAGCAAGUUGGACGAGACCCUCAAGGCUAUGAGCAAUGACUCCAAAUCACAGAUGAGCUCGGGAAGACAAGGUGGAAUCCAAAACCUCAGAGAGCUGGUCAACCCCAACAUAAUGCAGGCUGCACCAGAGUGGGUGAACAUUGGAGGCAGUGGGAACAACAGGAGAAACUUGGAGCAGGGAAAGAAUUUGCCAGAGGACAAGGGAGACGAAGGACGCAACAGGCUGCGGCUCCAAGACAAAGAGCUGCAGGAGAUGUCUGACGGAGGCUGGUGCCUCAGCAUGCACCAGCCAUGGGCCUCGCUGCUGGUCAAAGGCAUCAAGAGGGUGGAGGGUCGAACCUGGUACUCGUCACACAGAGGUCGUCUUUGGAUCGCUGCUGCAGCCAAGAAGGCCACUCCUCAGGAGAUUGCUGAAGUGGAAGCCAUGUACCGCCACAUUUACAAGAAAGAGCCACGGUUUCCCAAAGACUACCCGACUGGCUGCCUGUUGGGCUGCGUCCACAUGAGUGACUGUCUGGCUCAGGAGCAGUUCAGAGAACAGUGCCCUGCUACCUGUGAGGAGUCCGCCUCCCCAUUCGUCUUCAUCUGCACCAACCCUCAGGAGCUGCUGGUGAAAUUCUCCAUGAAAGGGAAGCACAAGAUCUGGAAGCUGGAGAGCCAAUACCACCAGGGUGCCAAGAAGGGGCUGGUCCCGUCAGCUGCAGAGUGACGUCAGAGGAGAAGCUGAGGACAAAUCGCCUGAUCUCACGGGAACCAGGCGAAUUAGGUUCUCCAGGAAUCAGCCAGUUUCCACAGGGGUAGUCUCAACCAUGGUUCAGGAGUUGUCACUGCUGGAAUAUUAUCAGUAUGGACUCAUUCAUCUGUCAUUUAUUUACUGACGUUUGCAUCUCACUAAAGAAAUGUACACUGCACAUAAAUAUAUAAUUCUUGUGACAA
Molecule: messenger RNA, 2012 nt
Organism: Limanda limanda (common dab)
Lineage: Eukaryota; Metazoa; Chordata; Actinopteri; Pleuronectiformes; Pleuronectidae
Gene: trip4
Product: thyroid hormone receptor interactor 4
Exons: 13
Coding region: 73-1785 (570 amino acids)
Biological process (GO): regulation of DNA-templated transcription
Cellular component (GO): nucleus
Molecular function (GO): zinc ion binding
Source: RefSeq, a predicted model, not a curated record